CGGUCAUGUGAUCAGCUGUGUCCAAUCACAGCUGAUCACAUGUACACAGAUCAUCAGAGCCCUGAUGAUCAGUGUGCCCUGAUGAUCUGUGUAGCCCCAGCAGCGCCACCUGUCAGUGUCCAUCAGUGCCAGCUCUCAGUGCUCAUCAAUGCCACCUGACAGUUCCCAUCAGUGCCACAUCAAUGCCACAUAUCAGUGCCCAUCUGAGCUGCCUUUCAGUGUCACCCAUCAGUGCCAGUCAGUGCCACCUAUCAAUGACAUUCACAGCCACCUAUCAGUGCUGCCAAUCAGUUCCACAUAUCAGUGAAAGUCAGUGCCGCUUAUCAGUGCCAAUCAUUGCCGCCUAUCAGUGUGCAUCAGUGCCACUUAUCAGUGCCCGUCAGUGCUGCCUAUCAGUGCCGCCUAACAGUGCCAGUCAUUGC
Molecule: messenger RNA, 422 nt
Organism: Staurois parvus
Lineage: Eukaryota; Metazoa; Chordata; Amphibia; Anura; Ranidae
Source: the annotation of a GenBank genome assembly